Molecule: messenger RNA, 1152 nt
Organism: Trematosphaeria pertusa
Lineage: Eukaryota; Fungi; Ascomycota; Dothideomycetes; Pleosporales; Trematosphaeriaceae
Exons: 3
Coding region: 56-967 (303 amino acids)
Biological process (GO): mitochondrial fission
Cellular component (GO): mitochondrion
Source: RefSeq, a predicted model, not a curated record
CUAUUCAAUUGCUUGUAAUAAUCAAAGGGUAUAGAGAGGAGAAGGAGACGGCAAGAUGGCGAAAGAUGAUAAGAAAGCAGAAGAGGUGGACGUCCCGCCCCAGCGGCAGGGUGCACGACCGGAUUUCUCGAUACCGCCGCCGAGGAAGAAGCUGCCGAAGGAGUUGCAGGAGACGCUGGACAGCGAGGAGAAGAUGUGGGAGGUUAUGUACGAGGGGAGGAGCAAAGACACAACUGAGACGAACAUCCGCUAUGCCGCCUACGCCUCCCGCAUCCGCACCAUCAUGAUAUCCGCCCAGCGCUACGUAGCCUACACCUCCGACAUAGGCGAGUCCUUCCGGCCCGUCGCACACCCCUGGCUUGUCCGCAGCGCAUACGGCAUCUCCUGGCUGUAUGUAACCGGCGACACCCUCAACGAGGGCUACAAGGCGUAUAUACGGAACCAACACGUGAAGCAUCCCGAACUAAACAUCAGUCAAGAGAGCAGCGGCAGCAUCAAGGACAAAGCCAAGAACCUGAAGGAAGCGCUCAAGGAUACGUCCGGGGUCAAGACUGGUGGGGAGGGCAGUGCGAUAACGGGCGGAGAUGUCAUCCCUGGUAAAGUGCCAGCGAUUGAGGAUUAUAGAGCGGUUAUGGUGCAGAGGGCGACGUUCCAGGCGGUUGCGAGUAUGGGGCUGCCGGCGUUUACGAUUCAUAGUAUUGUGCGGUACUCGGGCAGGGCAAUGAAGGAUGUGAAGAAUAAGACAUUGAGGACUUGGGGUCCUAUCGGGCUCGGUCUCGCAGCCGUUCCCUUCCUUCCAUAUAUCUUCGACGAGCCGGUAGAGAAGGCGACUGAAUGGCUGUUCUACAACGGGUUCAAGGCAAUUGGUGGACCGCAGGCUGUUGAGGGACGACCGGUUACGGGUAACAAGGAGCUGAGGAAGGUGGAGAGCCAUGUUGGCGGCGCGGGCGAGGAGAAAGAGCUUUGAGCGUCCCGUUUGUUGGGAUAAUAAGGUGGGGAUGAUUGAAAUGCGCCGCGCUCUCCCGGGGUUUGCGACGCAUGGCUAAUGAUUUGUAGUGAUACCGAGAUACGAUUUCCCCUCUUCGAGUAGCGUGUAUAUACGAGAAUCAAAGCAUCUCCAUUAUCGUGUCCGAGGGCGCAAUGUUUUUGAUC